AUUUAUCGUUCAUCCCCAACACAAGAGGGCGCUAGAUACGUGUUUGAGCGGUGUUAAUGACACGAGGAAGGGAUGACCGGGUGUAAACAUGGCGUCUUCCUUGGACGAGGAUGAGAUCUGCAGCGAUGACUAUUAUUCCCUGCUAAAUGUCAGGAGAGAGGCAACACAGGAGGAGCUGAAGGCGGCUUACAGGCGACUAUGCAUGCUGUACCAUCCAGACAAACACAGAGACCCUGAACUGAAGCGACAAGCAGAACAGCUUUUUAACCUUGUACAUGAAGCGUAUGAAGUGCUCAGUGACCCACAAGCACGUGCUAUCUAUGACAUCUAUGGCAAAAGGGGACUUGAUGUUGAGGGAUGGGAGGUGGUGGAAAGGAAGAGAACACCCGCAGAGAUUCGAGAAGAGUACGAGCGUCUCCAGAAGGAACGAGAGGAGAGAAGGCUUCAGCAAAGGACCAACCCAAAGGGAACGAUUAGUGUAGGAAUUGAUGCCACGGACCUCUUUGACCGUUAUGAGGAGGACUACGAGGAUAUGGUUGGAGGGGGAAUCCCACAUGUGGAAAUUAACAAGAUGCACAUAUCCCAGUCAAUAGAGGCUCCACUUACCUCAAGAGACACAGCCAUUUUGUCUGGCUCAUUGUCAACCCACAAUGGAAAUGGAGGUGGCACUAUCAACUUGGCCUUGAGAAGAGUCACCUCAGCUAAGGGGUGGGGAGAGGUAGAGUUAGGAGCCGGUGACACACAUGGACCUGUCUUUGGAUUGAAGAUGUUUCGAAACCUGACGACUCGUUUCUUUGUGACAGCUCAGUGCGGGCUCCAGUUUUCAUCUCGAGGUGUGCGUCCUGGGCUUACCACAGUACUGGCCCGUCACCUGGACAAGAACACUAUGGGCUACCUGCAGUGGCGGUGGGGGAUCCAGUCCUCAAUGAACACCAGCAUAGUCAGAGACACUAAGAGCAGCCAUUUCACCUUCGCAAUGCAGCUUGGCAUCCCUCACACAUUUAUGAUGAUGAGCUACCAGUACAAGUUCCAGGAUGACGACCAGACAAAGAUUAAGGGCUCAGUAAAAUCCGGUUUCUUUGGGACCGUGGUAGAGUACGGUGCAGAGAGGAAGAUCAGCCGCCACAGUGUCCUGGGGGCCACUGUCAGCUUGGGCGUGCCACAAGGUGUCUCCCUAAAGAUCAAGCUAAACAGAGCCAGUCAGACUUACUUCUUCCCGAUUCACCUGACCGACCAACUCCUGCCUAGUGCUGUGUUUUAUGCCACAGUUGGACCACUGGUUUUCUACCUCGUCAUCCAGCGGCUCAUUAUCCGGCCCUAUGUGCAGGCCCAGAAGGAGGAAGACUUGGAGAAGCAGCGGGAGAGCUCGGCUUCUAAUAUAGCAAAGAAGAAGCAGGAGGCAGAGGCUGCUGUCUUGCUUAUGCAGGAGUCUGUGCGCAGGAUUAUUGAAGCUGAGGAGUCUAGAAUGGGUCUCAUCAUCCUCAAUGCUUGGUACGGCAAGUUCGUUACAGACAACAGUCGAAAACACGAAAGGGCGAAGGUCAUCGAUGUGACGGUACCGCUGCAGUGUCUGGUGAAAGACUCAAAACUCAUUCUUACUGAGGCCACAAAAUCAGGACUCCCUGGCUUCUACGACCCCUGUGUGGGGGAGGAGAAGAGCCUGAAGGUGCUGUAUCAGUUCCGAGGAGUCAUGCAUCAAGUGUUGUCAGGAGACACGGAGCCACUCAGGAUACCAAAGCAGUCUCACAGGAUUGACGCUGACACAUAGAAGCUCCUUCACUGACCAAAGGACUCAUCUCUCAGCUGUUUGACAGAAGACAGAGAAACACGUUUUAGACCCAACAUGGAUUAAAAUCCCUGUUACUCAGAUAUUGUGCAUUUACCUUUUGUCUUUAUAUUGCUUUAACUUGCAGAAGGGAGCAAAAGCAUCACAGACUGGAUUGAUUAUAAUUCAGUAUCCAUGGACAAGGUUGUGGCCUGCUUGAAAUUCUAAUGUGACACCUAAAUCAAUGGCUACCAUCUCACGCGCCAGGUCUACUCGUCUCCUUGGUAUCCAUUCAUUUUGGACUGAGUUGUAAUUUAUGAUGAAGUUCCACGUACUGUACUGUACACAAACUGCAGUGCCUGUGUGAUUGAAGUCAUGAAUGCACCUCUGUUUAUUUGCCAUGGUAUUAAAAUGAGUCUCUCUGAUGCUGUUUAACAUGUAGGUACUUGAUCAAUAUUAAAAAAAACAUAAUUUUUGUUGGAUGGUAGUAAAAGGAAAUAUUUAUGA
Betta splendens (Siamese fighting fish) is the source of this 2272-nucleotide messenger RNA. RefSeq names its product DnaJ (Hsp40) homolog, subfamily C, member 11a (gene dnajc11a). The record is from RefSeq and is a predicted model, not a curated record. The transcript has 16 exons. Bases 89 to 1768 code for a protein of 559 amino acids. Lineage: Eukaryota; Metazoa; Chordata; Actinopteri; Anabantiformes; Osphronemidae. Gene Ontology annotation, biological process: cristae formation.